This is a messenger RNA of Penicillium cosmopolitanum, 585 nucleotides long. RefSeq lists its product as uncharacterized. The transcript has a single exon. The record is from RefSeq and is a predicted model, not a curated record. Lineage: Eukaryota; Fungi; Ascomycota; Eurotiomycetes; Eurotiales; Aspergillaceae. The coding region runs from base 1 to 585 and encodes 194 amino acids.
AUGCCAUUUGUACAAGAAAUUUGUACCUCAGUUGACGCUAGAGCUUUUACACCCAGAGAAGGUCGGGCCGGAUUGAAUCUUGACGACCCAGAUGCCGAACCCUUCGAGCCGCAAAGACUCGACCUGCACGAGCUCUUUUCUGCUUACCCAAACAUUGAAAGCCUGUCGGUAUCUAUCAAUCGACUGCGAUUGGGGUGUAUAGUGGGCUUGGCUCCUUCUACACGGGUAUCUGGGCUACCCCCAGAGACCACGUUCCCGCCGCUGCGAAGCCUUCCAAUGAGCGGCUACAAUAUAGCCCAGGAUGAAGAAGACCAGCCCCUUUGGGCUGAAAAGUUCCCCUGGCAUAAGUUACGAUCACUCACUCUCGGUCGCCAAUUAAACCCGGGAUUUUUGAAAGCGGCUACUGGCAAAGUAGACCAUUUGAAACAGUUCGAGAUCACUGGCUACGAGGAGCUCAGCUCCCUUGACGCGUUCUUGUCGUCCUUCAAUACUCUGGAAAGUCUCACUGUUAAAGAACCGGUUCCGUCCGUGAUUGCUAUGGCUCAUCAUUCCGACUGGGGAGCACCUUUGUCUUCACGCAAUUGA